CGACUCUUUCUGGAAUCCUUCCAUCAAACCCAUUGACGAUGUCAGCUAGGCUAGUUUGCCAUCCUUUCGAUUUUGGAGUUUUUCGAGGGUUCUGUUCAUCCGGAUUGUAAGCUGCCACAGAGAAAGAUUCAAGUAUCUGCAAAACAAGCUGCCCCAAACACACAGAUCUAAAUCCACCCCAAACACAUCCUGUGCUUAUAGUUUCUGAGUCAGUUUGGCCUGUUCGUGCUGCAUAGAUUUCUGAAGAACAUUCUCCGUAAUUUCAGGAAGAGUGUGUUCGUCUGGAUUUUAUUUGAAAAAGAUUUGGCUCGACAGCAGAAAUGAAGGGUCGUGUACGAUGGGAUGAAACUAAUCUAGGGGAAAUCGAGGCAAACAAACCAGUAAGGCAGAAAAUAACAGAGCCAAAGACACCUUAUCACCCAAUGAUCGAUGAAGAUGAUUAUGAUGUCAAGAAUGAAUGCUAUAUUUCUUUAUACCUCCAGAAUAGCUCUGAAGAUGGCACUGGCAAUGGAAUUCAUGCUGAAGCUAUUCAGAGGGCAUUGAGAGAUGUUGAAUCCAGGAAUGACAAAACACGUCCAACUGGAUGGCCAUCUUCCGAGGAUGAGGCAGAUGAAAUGGAUGAAGAUGACGAAGGUUCUGAUUCAGAAAGAAGCAGGCGCUUUAAGGAGCAUAGUCGGGCCCACUACGAUGAAUAUAAACGCGUGAAACUCUUUCGGAAGGGCUCCCUUGGCAUGGAAGACGAAUCUGAUGAAGAGAGCAGUCAAGAAGAAAGACGAUGGAGGGGCUGGUUGUUCAUCAUCCACAGUAACAGCUGCAGGCGUUAAGGACAUGGAAACUGGAGAAGAAAAAGAAGAAGAAGGG
Messenger RNA from Cuscuta campestris, 861 nucleotides. NCBI's taxonomy places the organism in Eukaryota, Viridiplantae, Streptophyta, Magnoliopsida, Solanales, Convolvulaceae. The record is from the annotation of a GenBank genome assembly.